AUGACGGCAACAUUAUUAAAGGGAACUGCAUAUAUCACAGGCGGUGCUUCUGGAAUUGGGAGAGCAACGGCGUUCGGCUUGGCAAGACAUGGGAUCAAACGUCUUGCGCUUACAGACAUCAGCCAGGAGAAUUUAUUGGCGACUUCUGAAGCUCUCAAAUCCCAGUAUGCAGACGUGGAAAUCGAGUCACUGCAACUUGAUGUUCGCGAUGUGAAAGCUGUAGACUAUAGUAUUACACAAGCGGUAAAAAGGUUUGGGAGAAUCGACGUUGCGGUUAACGUCGCUGGUAUUUCGGGGGCGGGGAAGGCAACGGAUGCUACUGAUGAGUCGGAUUGGACGAGUGUGUUAGAUGUCAAUCUGAAUGGGGUUUGGAGGAGUCAGAGGGCGCAGGUGAGGGCGAUGAUGAAGCAAGAGAACUUGGGGAUUCGGAAAGGACGGGGAAGCAUCAUCAACGUAGCUUCUAUGUACGGCUUGAUCGCAUCGCCGGUUGAUAUCCCAGCAACCCCAUACACAUCUUCCAAGCACGGAGUCAUUGGCCUUACUCGAAGUGAUGCGAUAACAUAUGCCCCUCACGGCAUCAGAAUCAACGCCAUCUGCCCAGGUUACGUAAGAACACCGCUUCUUCAACUAGCCACGGAACGUGGCUCGAUGGACCCGGAGAUUGCGAAGACGCCUAUGGGUCGCUUGGCUGAGGUGGAGGAAAUUUCUGAUGCGAUUGUAUUUAUGGCGAGCCCGAUGGCAAGUUUUAUGGCUGGGAGUGCUCUGCUGGUUGAUGGUGGCUAUUCUGCGAACUAG
This is a messenger RNA of Lachnellula hyalina, 795 nucleotides long. It is a transcript of the gene bacC, whose product is annotated as Dihydroanticapsin 7-dehydrogenase. The transcript is spliced from 5 exons. Bases 1 to 795 code for a protein of 264 amino acids. The record is from RefSeq and is a predicted model, not a curated record. NCBI's taxonomy places the organism in Eukaryota, Fungi, Ascomycota, Leotiomycetes, Helotiales, Lachnaceae. Gene Ontology annotation, molecular function: oxidoreductase activity, acting on the CH-OH group of donors, NAD or NADP as acceptor.